This is a messenger RNA of Thermothielavioides terrestris NRRL 8126, 1249 nucleotides long. RefSeq lists its product as uncharacterized. NCBI's taxonomy places the organism in Eukaryota, Fungi, Ascomycota, Sordariomycetes, Sordariales, Chaetomiaceae. Gene Ontology annotation, molecular function: nitronate monooxygenase activity. The record is from RefSeq and is a predicted model, not a curated record. Bases 99 to 1169 code for a protein of 356 amino acids. The transcript has 2 exons.
AGCCGUGUCACCUAGCGCUUGUAGUUCGUGCACCGAAUAUCCUCAUUCCCGAUCUUCCAAAGCCUGAGAUCUUCUUAUCCUCUCAACGCCGACACACGAUGUCUUCCCAACCCCAAACCGGCCCAAUCACCACCCCGCUCACAACCCUCCUCGGCAUCCGCCACCCCAUCCUCCUGGCCGGCAUGGCGCGCACGUCCGGCGCCGCGCUCGCCGCGGCGGUCUCCAACGCGGGCGGCCUGGGCGUGGUGGGCGGCUUCAUGUACACGCCGGAGCAGCUGCGCGAGAUCGUGGCGGAACUCAAGGCGCGGCUGCGCGCGCCGGACCUGCCGUUCGGCAUCGACCUGGCGCUGCCGCAGGUCGGCGGCGGCGCGCGCGCGACCAACCACGACUACACGGGCGGCCGGCUCGACGAGCUGGUCGGCGUCGCCAUCGAGUCCGGCGCGCGCCUGUUCGUCAGCGCCGUCGGCGUGCCGCCGCGCGAGGUCAUCGAGCGGCUGCACGCUGCCGGGAUCUUGGUCAUGAACAUGGUUGGGCAUCCGAAACAUGCCGUCAAGGCGCUGGAGCGCGGGGUGGAUAUGGUGUGUGCGCAGGGAGGGGAGGGCGGAGGGCAUACCGGCGACGUGGCGAGCAGCGUGCUGAUUCCGGCCGUGGUGGACGUGGCCAGGCGGUAUAGGCCGAAGAUGCUGGGCGGGGAGCAGCCGGCGAUCGUGGUGGCGGCCGGGGGGAUUUCGAAUGGGAGGGGCUUGGCCAGCUCGUUGAUGCAGGGCGCGGCCGGGGUGUGGGUGGGCACGAGGUUCGUGGCCAGCGUUGAGGCCGGGUGUAGCGAGGAGCACAAGAGGGCGGUGGUCAGUUGUGGGUUUGAGGACACGGAGCGCACGCUGGUGCUGAGCGGGCGGCCGCUGAGGAUGAAGACGAACGACUACAUCCGGAAGUGGCACGCGCAGCCGGACAGGAUACAGGAGCUCUGCAGCAAGGGGAUCGUCCCGCUCGAGCAUGAUCUCGAGCAGGGCAAUGAGGUUGACGUGCCGCAUCUCAUGGGGCAGGUGGCCGGCGCCAUCGACAAGAUCCAGCCGGCCGGCGAGAUCGUCGACGAGAUGGUGGCCGAGGCGGUCGAGAUGCUCAAGCUGGCGAACACAUAUUUGGGCGGGAACAAGCCAAGCAAGCUGUGAUAAGCAUCGUGGAGCAGUUGCGGUCUCUCAGCAAGCAAUUAACAUCCUGGCUUAGGCAUGUAUUCUAUCAUGCAAAAACC